AAGGGCAGCCUCCAACUAGGAUCUCCGGGCCCUGAGCAACAUCCUUGCUUAGGCCUGAACCACAGAAGCUGCUCAGGGCUAUCCACAGCCUCCCCAUGGCCAAUCUGAGUCUACUCUGUGGCUCUAGGUCCCAUUUGGAACGUCCUGUGGGCUCCAGAUGAGGAAACUGAGGCUCAGACAGCAGGAGAGUCGUCGUGUCCAGGAUACCCAAUUGGGCCGGCGGCGGCGGCUGCCCCGAGGGACGGGGCCCUAGGCGGUGGCGAUGGGGGCCGCCCGGAUCGCGCCCGGCCUGGCGCUCCUGCUGUGCUGCCCAGUGCUCAGCUCCGCAUACGUGCUGGUGGAUGCAGAUGACGUCAUGACCAAAGAGGAGCAGAUCUUCUUGCUGCACCGUGCCCAGGCCCAAUGUGAGAAGCGGCUCAAAGAAGUCCUGCAGAGGCCAGCUGACAUAAUGGAAUCAGACAAAGGAUGGGCAUCUGCAUCCACAUCAGGGAAGCCCAAGAAAGAGAAGGCAUCUGGGAAGCUCUACCCUGAGUCUGAGGAGGACAAGGAGGUGUCCGCUGGCAGCAGGCAUCGAGGGCACCCCUGCCUGCCAGAGUGGGACCACAUCCUGUGCUGGCCGCUGGGGGCACCAGGUGAGGUGGUGGCCAUGCCCUGUCCUGACUACAUUUAUGACUUCAAUCAUAAAGGCCACGCCUACCGUCGCUGUGACCGUAAUGGCAGCUGGGAGCUGGUGCCAGGGCACAACCGGACAUGGGCCAACUACAGCGAGUGCGUCAAGUUCCUGACCAAUGAGACUCGUGAACGGGAGGUGUUUGACCGCCUGGGCAUGAUCUACACCGUGGGCUACUCCGUCUCGCUGGCCUCUCUCACCGUGGCUGUCCUCAUCCUGGCCUACUUUAGGAGGCUGCACUGCACACGCAACUACAUCCACAUGCACCUGUUCCUGUCCUUCAUGCUUCGCGCCGUGAGCAUCUUCGUCAAGGACGCGGUGCUCUACUCCGGCGCCACGCUUGAUGAGGCUGAGCGCCUCACGGAGGAAGAGCUGCGCGCCAUCGCCCAGGCACCGCCGCCGCCCGCCGCCGCCGCCGGCUACGUGGGCUGCCGGGUGACUGUGACCUUCUUCCUUUACUUCCUGGCUACCAACUACUACUGGAUUCUGGUGGAGGGGCUGUACCUGCACAGUCUCAUCUUCAUGGCCUUCUUCUCAGAGAAGAAGUACCUCUGGGGCUUCACGAUCUUCGGCUGGGGUCUGCCCGCCAUCUUCGUGGCUGUGUGGGUCAGUGUGAGAGCCACCCUGGCAAACACCGGGUGCUGGGACUUGAGCUCCGGGAACAAGAAGUGGAUCAUCCAGGUGCCCAUCUUGGCCUCCAUUGUGCUCAACUUCAUCCUCUUCAUCAACAUUGUCCGGGUCCUCGCCACCAAGCUGCGGGAGACAAACGCUGGCCGGUGUGACACGCGGCAGCAGUACCGGAAGCUGCUCAAAUCCACACUGGUGCUCAUGCCGCUCUUUGGCGUCCACUACAUCGUCUUCAUGGCCACGCCAUACACCGAGGUCUCAGGGACGCUCUGGCAAGUCCAGAUGCACUACGAGAUGCUCUUCAACUCCUUCCAGGGAUUUUUUGUCGCCAUCAUAUACUGUUUCUGCAACGGCGAGGUACAGGCUGAGAUCAAGAAAUCCUGGAGCCGCUGGACAUUGGCACUGGACUUCAAGCGCAAGGCACGCAGCGGGAGCAGCAGCUACAGCUACGGUCCAAUGGUGUCUCACACAAGUGUGACCAACGUAGGGCCCCGCAUGGGACUUGGCCUGCCCCUCAGCCCCCGCCUGCUGCCUGCUGCCACAGCCAAUGGCCACCCCCAGCUGCCCAGCCACACCAAGCCAGGGUCCCCAGCCGUUCAGACCACACCACCUGCCGUGGCCGCUCCUAAGGACGAUGGGUUCCUCAACGGCUCCUGCUCGGGGCUGGAUGAGGAGGCCUCUGCACCGGAGAGGCCACCUGUCCUAUUGCAGGAGGAAUGGGAGACAGUCAUGUGAUUGGGGACCCGAGGGUUGGACCUGUGGACAUAAGGGUUGACAAGCGGACCAAGAGGCAGGUUGUUGGACAGUUGCCCACUCAGGGCUGGGGCUGGGAGGACAAAA
This is a messenger RNA of Balaenoptera acutorostrata (minke whale), 2137 nucleotides long. It is a transcript of the gene PTH1R, whose product is annotated as parathyroid hormone 1 receptor. Gene Ontology annotation, cellular component: plasma membrane. Gene Ontology annotation, biological process: adenylate cyclase-activating G protein-coupled receptor signaling pathway; intracellular calcium ion homeostasis; cell surface receptor signaling pathway. The record is from RefSeq and is a predicted model, not a curated record. The coding region runs from base 263 to 2032 and encodes 589 amino acids. Gene Ontology annotation, molecular function: G protein-coupled peptide receptor activity; parathyroid hormone receptor activity; peptide hormone binding. NCBI's taxonomy places the organism in Eukaryota, Metazoa, Chordata, Mammalia, Artiodactyla, Balaenopteridae. The transcript is spliced from 17 exons.